UGAAAGAAAUAAUGUGCGCGCAUGCGCGGCCACGUACAAUCGGUUUUGUGUAAAAGUGAAGUUCGUAGACGAACCAGCCGGCUUCAGAAUAAUACACGUCAAAAUGCGUCUCUAUCAAAUUUUUAUUUUAUGUUUGUUUUACCUGAGUUGUAAUGCAAAAGAAGAGGACGUUUUGGAAUUGGGGGACAGUGAUUUCGAUAGCAUAAUUGCCGAACAUGAAACCGCUCUUGUAAUGUUUUAUGCACCAUGGUGUGGACACUGUAAAAAAUUAAAACCUGAGUAUGCUAAAGCCGCCGAAGAUUUAAUUAGGAACGAUCCCCCUGUCGCUUUGGUUAAAAUUGAUUGUACCGAAGCCGGAAAGGAAACGUGUAAUAAAAACAGUGUAAGUGGGUAUCCCACUUUGAAAAUCUACAGAAAUGGUGAGGUUUCGCAGGAAUACAGCGGACCUAGAGACGCAGCAGGUAUUGUGAAAUACAUGAAAGCUCAGGUCGGUCCUAGCUCAAAGGAAGUAAAAUCCGUUGCCGAGUUGGAGAAAUUCCUCACAGCAGAAAAAGAAGCCUCUGUUGUUGGUUUCUUCGAAAAAGAAUCUGACCUGAAAGCUGCUUUCUUGAAAACCGCCGAUAAACUCAGAGAAAAAGUUCGUUUUGCUCACUCCACAUUCAAAGAUGUAUUGGACAAACAAGGAGUUACCGAUGGUAUUGUUCUAUUCCGUCCCAGUCACUUAAACAACAAAUUCGAAGAAAGCACCAUCAAAUUUACCGGUAAAUCCGAUGCAGAUUCCAUCAAAACCUUUAUCACCAAAAACUUCCACGGUUUGGUCGGUCAUCGUAAAUCCGAUAAUAGGCAGGAAUUCGAAAAUCCUUUGAUUGUUGCCUACUUCAAUGUGGACUACGUCAAAAAUCCCAAAGGAACCAACUACUGGCGUAACAGAAUCCUUAAAGUUGCCAAAGAAUUCGACGGUAAACUGAACUUUGCCGUGAGCUCGAAGGACGACUUCCAACACGAACUGAACGAAUACGGUUUGGAAUUCGUUAAAGGCGACAAACCGGUCGUGACAGCUCGCGACUCCAAGGACCAGAAGUUCGUUUUGAAAGAGGAAUUCUCCGUGGAAUCCUUGACAGUAUUCGCUAAGGACGUGUUGGACGGCAAGUUGGAGCCAUACUUAAAAUCCGAAGCCAUUCCGGACAACAACGAUGUGCCAGUCAAAGUGGCCGUAGCCAAGAACUUCAACGAGCUGGUGGUCGACAACGAUAAGGACGUGCUGAUCGAGUUCUAUGCGCCUUGGUGCGGACACUGCAAGAAAUUGGUGCCCGUCUACGACGAGCUGGGAGAGAAGAUGAAGGACGAGAACGUGGUCAUCGCCAAGAUGGACGCCACCGCCAAUGAUGUGCCCGCUCCGUACGACGUAAGGGGUUUCCCCACCAUCUACUGGGCGCCCAAGGGCUCCAAGGACGCGCCCGUCAAAUACGAAGGUGGCCGCGAAGUCGACGAUUUUGUCAAGUACAUCGCCAAACACGCAUCCUCUGAACUCAAAGGAUUCGACAGGAAGGGUAACGCGAAAGCGGACAAGACUGAACUUUAAUUCUACCAAGCAAACUUUAAUUUCUUAUCCAAAUUUAUGCGAUUCAUUUAAUCAUCCGCCGGUGAGGUUAAAUUGUUAAAUUAUUCUAAAAAUGUUGUUCACAGGAAACACCUCUGUUAUUUUUCACUACUUUUCCAGAUAGGUAUUUUUUACUAUUUUUAAUUUUAUGUAUGUAUAGUUUAAUAAAUAAUUUAUAAAUUUCUUAA
Messenger RNA from Brassicogethes aeneus, 1788 nucleotides. The record is from the annotation of a GenBank genome assembly. Lineage: Eukaryota; Metazoa; Arthropoda; Insecta; Coleoptera; Nitidulidae.